AUGUCUGCAACGGAGACUGCCAGGCCGAAGCGGCUUGUGUUCAAGGCUGCCUAUCUCGCUAGGGCGCAUACUGUCCUCGCCCUCACCGCGUUUCUGUCCGCACUGGCCAUAGGUUGUGCUCUGCACUACAAGAAGAUCGUGAAGAAUGGCGUAGCUGGAUAUCCCGAGGAAUGGUUCCCGUCUGUUUCUGCGACUAUUGGCGACUGGUAUCCGGAGCGCAACAUCUUCCAGAUCUUCAUUGCUCUGAACUCUGGGCCACGUCUGAUCAUAGUUCUCUUGCAAUAUUAUAUGCACCGCAAGCCGUCUUCAAGUCUUCCGGGACUAGUAAUGUUUUCCGGUGUACUCAGAACCCUUUCUUGCGGAGGAUGGGUCUACAUCACCUCCACGGACGAUCACGACGCACACGACGUACUCAUGAUAAGUUAUAUUGUACUCAAUUUACCAUGGAUGUUCGGCACUAUCGCCUGUACGCCUAUACAAAACACACACGUCCGCCGCAGGAGCUUUUUCGUGUCCAUGGUACCAAUGAUCUACUUCUUCAUUCAGCACAAGGUUCAUCGCGUACCCGGAGCGUACACUCGGUAUAGCUUCUUCGAAUGGGGACUCAUCUUCUUCGAUGUCAUGUUCGACUCAGCGGCAGAACUUGAACUUGAGGCUACUAAUAUCGAAGUACGCCCUCCUCCUGCCAUCAUGUUCUCGUACAUAUACUGGUCUAUCUACACAUCCCUCACCCCCACGCUCUUCUACUUCUCAGUCUGGGAGUUGGGCAUUGCAGGGCAUGAACUCUCGCUCCUCUCCACCAUUUCGCCUUUCCUGCUCGGCAUCCCGCCGUUUGCGGAGUGGUGUCGCACUCGCGCGGGAAGGACGACGCUUCAUGUGUUGUCUUUGAUUGGGCUGGCAGCGUACAGGCUGGGAAGUCCUUUGCAUAGGCUGUUCGUGGUGUCGUUUGCUACUGCGGCGAUUGGUUCUCGCGGGCUUAGGGUUAUCCUCUCAUCUAUCGCAAAACACGCGAACCACUCGAACAAUCCAGUGUGGCCCAUCGUGCACGAGCAUUCGGGUGGCUACAACAAAACAGGGCUCAUUUUAGCUUGUAUAGCCAUCCUGGACUACGCUACGCUCUCCCAGUGGUCUUGGUUAGCGGAGUCGAUCUCGCUCGGGAGCCUCAUCUUCACUAUGCACUGUAUGCUUGCCGAUUCUAGCACCCUCAUUGCGUGGUCUUGGACUGGAUAUCCUCUCAAGGGCCCGGUGCCUCAUCUUCACGGCUCUAUCACGCACGUCGCCCAGGCAUCGGUCUUCUACUCCCCUUGCUUCUGGCCAGUCAGUCUUCCACAGGCCUCGAUGCAUUCUUGCACCCACUCUGUCGCGAACGUGUUCACGGUGGCGUACGCAUUCGUCCCUGGCGGCGAGUACUUCCGCGAGCACACGGGCAUCGUGCUCAUGGUGCAGAUGGCGGGGCUUGCUCUGGCGUUCCGAUGGCCGGCACUCAGAGGGAGGGUGCAACUCAAUACGGCCACGAUGAGCAAACGGGCUCGCGUAGCGGCGGGGAGCACAAUUGCUGUGUUGUCCGUUGUGUCUCUGCUUGUGUCGCUGUACAGGUGGCCGUCGGUGAUCAUCCAGCCGCACAGACCGGGCCCUCGUAUCGUGCGCACUGGGAUAUGGACUGUACAUUUCGGCAUCGACAACGAAGGGAAGGACAGUCAGCGGCGCAUGAGGGAUCUGAUCAAGGACAUGGAACUGGACGUGGUUGGUCUGCUGGAGACGGACUUGCAUUAUGUCGACAUCGGACCCGGUCCCAAUCAACACACGUGGGGAGCAGUCCUGCUAUCCAAGUUUCCGAUCCUCAGUUCCACGCACCACCUCCUCCCUUCUCCCCACGGAGAGCUGGCUCCUGCCAUUGAAGCUGUCUUGGAUAUGUAUGGCACAAACGUGACGGUGGUCGUCGCUCACAAUGGACAAGAGGAAACCCCGCUUGACCGUGAACUUCAAGCGACCGAACUAGCGCGCAUAUACGUGGUGUUACGUCCAAUUCUUCGAUGUAUCUCAUCGUCUCCUUCUAGCCGCCCCAUACGAAUAAUGGUCACUGACGGGCGUGUCCACGACAUCGAUGAGGAAGAUUGGGAUCGAUGGUGUGAAUACAUCUUAUAUCGCGGUCUCUAUCGGACGGCAUACGCUCGAGUAUCUCGAAGCACGAUUACCGAUACGGAGCUGCAAAUAGGACAAUUCAUGCUUCCCAAACAUGGCGCUGAAGUUUCCGACGAGAGUCGCGAGGCACGGUACACGAGAUCAUGGAAAGAAGGCUUGCCACAAGACCAUGUAAUUAUGCAGUAA
Fomitopsis serialis is the source of this 2328-nucleotide messenger RNA. Its product is annotated as Frag1/DRAM/Sfk1 family-domain-containing protein. Gene Ontology annotation, biological process: GPI anchor biosynthetic process; fungal-type cell wall organization. Gene Ontology annotation, cellular component: endoplasmic reticulum. The coding region runs from base 1 to 2328 and encodes 775 amino acids. NCBI's taxonomy places the organism in Eukaryota, Fungi, Basidiomycota, Agaricomycetes, Polyporales, Fomitopsidaceae. The transcript is spliced from 17 exons. The record is from RefSeq and is a predicted model, not a curated record.